This is a messenger RNA of Cucurbita maxima (winter squash), 1680 nucleotides long. RefSeq lists its product as uncharacterized. Bases 284 to 1486 code for a protein of 400 amino acids. The transcript has 8 exons. NCBI's taxonomy places the organism in Eukaryota, Viridiplantae, Streptophyta, Magnoliopsida, Cucurbitales, Cucurbitaceae. The record is from RefSeq and is a predicted model, not a curated record.
AUUACCCAUUCUUUUUUCUUUUACAAUGCCCGAUGAUCACCGAUAAAUCGCGCUUCUAAUGGCCCGUCCUUCAAGUCUCCCAUCGAUGAUCAUGGAUCAACCCUCCAUAUUGAAUAGCUCAAGCUCGGAUGUCUAAGCGCCCAUGGUAGCUCCUCUAAUCGAGCCCUUUGUUGUCCCUUUCUUCCUUUUUCUCCGCUAUCACUAGGAACUUUCCUUUCCAUCUCCUUGCAACCGAAGUCAGUCAACUUCCCAAUACUCUGAUUGUGCAUUGAGAUCUUGCUUUAUGGCCUAUUUACCUCCACAUAAACGUCAUUCCAAUGAUAUGGAAAAGCCUUCUCCCACAGCGGAGUUGCUUGCUCCUCUAUUCAAUAGAAAAUUGGAUUUGAGGGCAUCUGGACGUAAAGUGGACAGGAGUGGAAGGAUAAUCUAUGCUGAUCAGGCUAGACAUAAAUGGUUUAUCAUUGGUGAUUCUGAUGAUGAUAACCUGUUUCCCUCUUGUGUCCGUCUCGAGCCGAUUGCUCUGCGGGCUAAUGAGCAUAGAAUGGGUGAAAAACAUCUAGCUUUGGUGUACUCUAAUGUGUCUCAAGGAAACAAAGAAGAGGAAGAAGUCGUAAUCGAACCGUGGGCAUCUAUUGUAGUAAAGCUACUACCUGACAUACUUUCAUCGAUCGAACACAUUAAGAACGAAAUUAACCAAGAUGAGGAAGUGAAGCUGACAUUGGUUGCUAGGAUUGGAAAAGUUAUCUUUCAUGGGACCUCUGAAUUUGACAGUAAUAAGCUGCCUACUCGAGCGGUGAUGGGACAGCUGAAGAGGUCGUUUCGUACAAAUGUUUCUGAAACUUACAUCGAAAACAUUAGAGAUAAAGUAAUUCCAUUGAUUGGAGUUAAGUUUGAAGAGGAGAAAGACACAUAUCACAUAAAGUUAUCCGAUGCAGAGCAUCCACACGUGACGUUAACAUGCAAAUGUACUGCUUUGCCUGAGUCGAAUAAACUCAAACUUUAUAAGGUCGAACUCAACCCAGUUCGACAUAUGGUUGCGGAUAUUUCGUGCUUGAAACAAAAUGUGGAUAUGAGGGUAAUGACAUUCUCCAAGAAGACCGUAGGAAAGCUGACUGAUGAUGAGAUGGAAGACAUAUUGGAUCUUAUAAAUUCUGCCAUUUUAGACAAAGAUGUGAAGGGUGGCUUAAGAUGGCCUCUGGGAAAAGCAUCCUCUGGGGAUAGAUUCAAAGUGGUUGGAGCUUGGCACACUGUUUCCCAGUCUUAUGUCAAUCCAUUUGUGCGAAUCAAGCUAAGAAAUGCCGAUCGAUACGAUUUCAAGACAUUGGUUGGUGAAGUGUCAAAAGAGGUUACUUUUAAGAUGAAACGACUUACGUCCGAACUACUGAGAGAAAAGCCUGAGGUUGAUGUGAUCCCUGAUAUGCUUAAUGACAAUCUGAAGCUAUUUUGGAAUAACUUUGUAUGCUCUGCAACCUGUUCAUCCCCUUAAGGCCAGGCUUUCAAAUGGUUAAUGCUGCAUUUUUCUGUCUUUUUUAAGUGUUUAUGUUAGAAAUGGAUAGCCCUUUUUUGGGUAAGAACUAUGCUUUAUGAGCUUUACAGUGAUUUAAGUAGAAAUAUCCACAAAUUGUCAUAUAAAAAUCAAGUUCGAUUGUGAGUGACUCAAUUUAGAACAAUGUUUCCAAA